Messenger RNA from Cataglyphis hispanica, 6552 nucleotides. RefSeq names its product venom dipeptidyl peptidase 4-like. The coding region runs from base 746 to 3346 and encodes 866 amino acids. The transcript has 17 exons. Gene Ontology annotation, molecular function: serine-type peptidase activity; dipeptidyl-peptidase activity. Lineage: Eukaryota; Metazoa; Arthropoda; Insecta; Hymenoptera; Formicidae. The record is from RefSeq and is a predicted model, not a curated record. Gene Ontology annotation, biological process: proteolysis.
ACGUGAUACGUCCUCGUACAAAUCAGUUCGCAUCAUCUGCACUGCAGCUAGAUACGCGCGGUUGCGUUUUGCUUCGUGAAAGUUUUUAGCUAUAGAUUCCGCGGAAUUUCGCACAAGAGUGAGAAUUAUAAUAAACAGACUUCGCGCUUUUUAAAUCUGUUAUAUUUUUUUACAAAUUUUCUAGUGAUAUUCUUCAUCGAAAAUUAGAAUAAUCUUUAUCUCGUUUCUAAAACUUCUCGUACGUCUAUCUUAUCGAUUAUGGUGUAUUUUGUAAAUCUAGUUGCGCGGAUGAAGUUUCAUAAAAUAAUGUGAAAUAAAGUUGGCGAUUUCAACGCGUGUUUUCUGGAAUGAACAAGAAAUAUGAGGAUAAAGUUCUAUCAAAUCAUGCUGAAGAAAUAGAGUGACUAAUUAAUACUACUCGCAAGACAUUAAUGUAUAUGCGCUGAUAAGUGAAUCAAUAUUUCGCUUUGUGUUUCUUUACUUGAAUUGAAGAAUUUAAUUUAAAUUCAAAAUAAAUUCUGCAAAAAUAAUGUUGGAUGUUAUUUAUGCGCAGUGACAGAUAAGAUAGGCGAUUAUCGGCGGUGUGUUAAAACCGACUCGGAAAAAAUAGAACGUAUUAUUUAAAUUGUCUGAUAGAAUUGCUUCCGUAACAGAUGCGAAUAAUGACGUCGCUUUUUGCAACGCAAAUGUGCGCGUGCUAAAAUAUCAGUGAUUAUUAACGAAAGUGAAAAUCUCCACGAGAAAAAUGGCAGUGAGACAUUAUGCGCAUCAAUACACGAUGCGAUUAACGGACGAGAAAAACACCGAUGCAAAUGUCAGUAGUGAAAAUAGCGACAUGGAGGAUUAUUAUCCGUUGAUCCACCAUACUAUGAAUAACGCGAUAGUUGAUGUGAGUGCACGUAGGCGAGGAAAAGGAACUGGCUGGAACGAGACGGUAAGUGUCCAUCGCGUUAGGAUUAUAUCACUCAUUACAGACUCGGAUCUCAUGACGAAAAAUAAGCAGCGAUAUCGGUGGCGUUUGCUGCUCUGCGGCAUCGUUUUCAUAAUCGUGUUGGCCCUGGUGAUCGCCGCGGCGAUCCUCUUGACCGGCAGCCCGAAUUCCACCUCGUCAAGAACAAACGGUGCACCCGGUAUAUCCCUGGAGGAAUGGCUCUCCGGUUCGUUGUCUCCCAAGAGCUUCAACGGCACAUGGAUCAGCGGAAACGAGAUUCUCUAUCGGGACGAGAUAGGUAAUUUGCUGAUCUACAACGUUAGUUCGGCCACAUCCAAGAUUCUGUUGGAUUCCAACAAUCCUGCUCUGUUGUCGAGCUUUGACCACCAAUUAUCCGCCGAUAAGAAGUAUCUGUUGCUAGCUCUCAACUAUCAAAAGCUGUAUCGUCAUACGUAUCUGGCCCAUUACAGGAUCGUGAAUCUGGAGACACUGACGGAGACAAUACUGGCGGCGAACGAAUCUACGCCGUUGCAGCUCGCUACCUGGGGGCCACGUGGCAACGCCCUGAUCUACGUUCAUCAGAAUAAUAUCUACUAUAGACCGGAGGCAGAAGUGGCCAAUGAUUAUCAGAUAACAAACACGGGAGUGUUUGGGACUAUUUAUAACGGAGUACCAGAUUGGGUGUACGAGGAGGAAGUAUUCAGCUCGAACAAAGCGCUUUGGUUUUCUCCGAGCGGAAAUAAAAUAGCCUUUGGCUAUUUCGAUGACUCGAAUACCCCCAUUAUGACCAUACCGUUUUACGGAUAUCCCGGAAGCUUAACUUUCCAAUACACUUCGGCGAUACCAAUACACUAUCCUAAGAGUGGCACGACGAAUCCAAGAGUCAAACUAUUUUGCGUCGAUCUCGAGAUGGUGGUGCAAGGUAACGUGACCUUGGUGGAGAUCGAACAUCCGCCGGAGCUGUCUGCCACCGAGAGGAUCCUGUCGGCGGUGGCCUUCCCCACGGACAAUCUCGUGUACGCGACUUGGAUGAACCGCGUGCAGAACGAGGCGUAUUUCCAGCUCUGCGACGUCGACAGCCUGCUGCCAAAUUGCACGGUAGCGCUCUCGUAUAGCGAAGAAAAAGGCUGGGUAGAACAAUUCGAGGCGCCUAUGUUCAACGAGAACGGUACGUCCUUCCUUCUGAUAUUACCGCAGAAACAGAAAAACGGCAGCAAUUGGCGACACAUUGCGCUCGUUACGAAUGCAACCAGCGGCAAACCUACCACCACCGCCCUCACAUCCGGCUACUUUGUCGUCACGGAGAUAGUAUCGUGGGAUCAAGAGGACUCGUAUCUAUAUUACUUGGCAACAUCGAAACACAAUUCGGCGGUUCAGCAUUUAUAUAGAGUGUCACUGUUAGACAUGGACCAUAAGUCAGUGUGUUUAACUUGUAACAUUGUCAGAGAGAAGGACGGCAGCCGCUGUUUAUACAAUAGCGCUAUAUUCUCCACUGACAAUUCGCAUUACGUGCUCACUUGCGCUGGUCCUGGAGUACCCGACAUAACCAUCUACAACAAGAAUUCCACAUUACUCUUCGUAUGGGAGGACAACAAUGCGGUAACUGAGAUAAUAGUCGAGAGAUCGCAGCCAAUUGUCCAGAAAUAUAAAAUCCCAGUUCCUGGUGGCUUUAAUGCCCAGGUGAGGCUCCUGAUACCACCCGGUGCUGAUUUGAGCGGUUCCACCAAGUAUCCCAUGCUGGUUUACGUGUACGGUGGACCAGACUCGUAUCAGGUGACGGAGAAGUUUAACAUGGACUGGGGCAUGUAUCUUGUGACAAACAAAAGCAUUAUAUAUGCUGCCAUCGACGGCCGCGGAUCUGGAUUAAUGGGCAACGACAUGCUGUUCGCCGGAUACCGGCAGCUCGGUACCGUCGAAAUCAUUGAUCAAAUUAACGUUACCAGACACCUGCAGAACAAAUUAUCCUUCAUCGAUCGUACAAGAACGGCGAUAUGGGGUUGGAGUUAUGGUGGAUACGCGACCGGCAUGACACUCGCCAUGGAUUUAAAGGGUGUCUUCAAGUGCGGCAUGUCAGUCGCGCCCGUUACGGAUUGGGCCCUUUAUGAUUCGAUUUAUACCGAGCGGUUUAUGGGUUUACCAACCGUUGGUGAUAAUCUACAGGGUUACGAGCAAGGCCAGUUACUCAAUAAAGUCGAAAAUAUAAAAAAUAAGAUGUAUUAUUUAAUUCACGGAACUCUAGACGACAACGUGCAUUACCAACAAUCGCUUAUGCUUGCAAAAGUGUUGGAACAGAAAGAUAUUCUCUUCAGACAACAGACUUACACAGACGAAGACCACGGUAUCGCCCAGUCGCGAGCGCAUCUGUAUCACUCGCUAGAAAACUUUCUCGACGAAUGCUUUCAGACGUCGUCAUGAUCGGAGCACGGAAUAGUGAUGACAAUCUAGACGCUGUACACACCACCUGCCUCACACUUACCAAUUGUAAAUAAUCUAUCAUGUGUACAGAAUUUAUGUACGAUAUGUAAUAUGAGCGUUUUUAGAAAAUGUACAUAGCGGUGAAAUUGCUGAGGGAGAGUGGGAAGAUGAGAGAAAGAGAAAGAGCGAAAAAAAUGUGAGGGAGAUAGAAUAAUUAGAAAUCAGAAUCAAGAAAAUUACGCAGGGCAGGUCUGUAAGAAACAUGUUUGAUACGUUUUUUAAGAUAUCCGGUCAAACGGUGCAUCGAAGGCCUAAUAAUGGCGCGCCCCGUCGCCUAGCUAUUCACAUCCCACAAAGUAUUAGAUCAUAUUGUUGCAAUUCGUACUUAUAUUCACAGCUUGUUUUAUCUCAGCGUUCUUCGAAUGUCAUAUUAACCCGUGAAUUAUGAGUUGUCCGGACGGUCAAAUAAACCCAUUAUUGACGCGAAUUAAACUCGAGAUUCAAAUUAUAAAUUCACAGCUUCGUGAUUCGAUACUCUAGCAGAAUCUCAUUUGAUAAUAUCUGCUAAUAUUAUAAUUUUAUUGAUUUGAUGAAAGAUUUUAUAUCUUAAAAAAAAUUUCGCAUUUUUUAAUUUAAUAUAUUUGAUUGGAAUAUAAUGUUCCUUAUUUGAAUUCAUUCAAUUCUUUCCAUAAGCCAUUCAUUCAAUUCUUUCCAUAAUCUUCCAUGGCCUCUUUGAUACAAUAUUAUUGUUAAAUUAUCAUAUUGGAAUAUUCACAUAUAUGAGUUCAGUUACUACAUUAUAUACAGAUUUUUUUCAAUAUUUUUAAAAAAUCUGAUUUUAUGAAACCAAAUUUGAUAUCCACAUUUGAAAUAAAAUAGAAAAAAGAUAUUAUUUCCAAGAAUUUAUAUAGUUUCAUAUAAUAUAAAAAUUAUAAAAAAAUAUCUUCCAUAUUAAAACAUUUCAAAAAAUAAUAUAAUAAAAUGAGGUUUGAAAGGUGUUUUUAAUGUGUUUUAAUAUUUAAGAGAAUAUCACAUAUAAUAUGAAAUAAGUUAUUCCACAAAACAUGGAUAUUCUUAAAUUUAUUUUUCACAAGCUGAUAAUAUCUAAAUUAUUCUUUCUUUUAAACAAAUAAUUUAUAUCUCAAUAUAUUUCCAAAGAUAAAAAUAAAAGAACUAAAGUACAUUAUCGCGCACUGCGUACACUGUCCGACAAUAAUAUUACUGACGAUAUUUUUAAACAAUUAUUACGGCCUAUUCAACAUGACAUGUAAACUAUUCAUAUUCAUAUUCGAAACGUAUAUGUCAAAUAUUUAAAAUGCAACACUUAAAUCUUCGAUAAUAAAUUCAUUAUCGAUAUUUAAACGCGCUAUAAGCAAUUUUAAUUUUUCCAAAAUUGAAUUUUCUGAACUCAUAUAUGUUAUCUUAAGGCUCUGGAAUACUCAGCAAAAAGUUUAGUAAAGUUCUUAUAAAAGAGAAUAAUAUCGUAUAUUCUGAUGUACAAUAUUAAUGAUUGCUAGUGCUACAUAAUUAUACUGUUGUGCUAAUCAAAAGAUAAAAUAAGAAUAUUGUACAAGAACAAAUUUGCCAAUUGAACUCUACAACAUUCGCCGACAAUGUAACCAAUUAAUGUAUAAUAUAAACAUCAAACUUUUGCAUACAUAAAAAAUGAAAUUGCGCUACUUAAUUUUUAAAAUGUAUUUAGAGAGGACUGUUUUUGAAGCGUUACAUAUUUUCAAGGCACUGUUUUAUAAUCAAUUAUUGUAACGUUAUUAUUAUAUAAUGUAAUUUUGAAGAAAAUGUAACAACACAAAACGCGAUAUAACUAAUGAAAAUUAUAUGCAAAAUAGUAAUCAAGUUAUGUUUUCGGAAUCGAAAAUAUACAUAAAUGGAAUAUUUCGUAACAAUCUAUAAUUAGAUAACUAUAGAUAUUAUUUUUAGUAUCUCGAUAAAUUGUUGCACGAAGAAAAAGCUAUUUCAUUAUAAAAAUAUGUACAAAAACAUUUCCAAAAGAAGAGAGAACGUAUAAUAAAGAUAUAUGAUAUUAUAUGUACAGAUUAUUAAAACAUAUAUGUUUUUUAUAAGACAUAUGUAUUACAUGCUAUCGAGCAUAAUAUUGGGAAAUGUAAACAUCACGUUUGAUAACACAUUUGUAAAAAUAUUAAUUCUAAUAUUACUUUAAUACAUAUAUUAAUAGGAACACUUUCAACGCGGAAUAUGUAUAAAUAAUAUAAAAUCCUAUCUUUCUAGAUCUUUUGGAAUUUAUCUUACCACUGCAAAAAUUCUGUUAUUAAGAUGGAUAUCAGAUGUUAGCUAAUAUCAAUUAUGUGUUAAACAUUGAUAAAAUCAUACACACAAUUAAGAAACUUGAAAUUAAUUUAAAAUAUUUCGUGAUUCUCUCUUUUCGCUUUAAUUCUCCAUACUUAUAAUAAAAUCGAUUAAAGGUAAAAUUGAUUCAAACUUUCUUCAAAGAUAGGCAGAUUUUAAGAGAAUAAGCUUUUUAAAGAUUUUUUAUGUAUCUUAAAAUUUAUUUGGAGGAACAAAAAAAAUUUAGGUUAUAUAUAUAUAUAUAUAUAUAUAUAUAUAUAUAUAACCUAAAUUUCUUUUACAUAUAAUUCGAUAUAUAUAUAAACCGCCUGAUAUAUAUAUAGAAUUAGAUAUUUUAAUUAUAGACAUAAAUUUUAUUUGCCUACAUUUUAAUGUUUGUGCUGUGGGUAUACCAGAGUAUUAAGAAAGUGCAAUUACAUCACUUUAUAUAUCAUAUUUGUGUAUUUCUAUAGUUUAUAUAAGAACUAAAUAUUUAGGCAGCAAUUAGUUCACCAAGACAUCUUUUCCUUAAAAUGAUAUAUCAUAUCUAUUUCUUAUUAUUACUAGAUUAUGGGCAAAUAUUAGUGCCAAUGUGUAAAUGCACACAUAAUUAAGAAACUAUCGACAAAUUCUCUGACUAUUAAAGUUUUUUAAUACAAGGACCACUGUAACAAUUUCAAGAGUGGAUCAAGAUGAAUUUAUUAAAAUAAUUGUUAACUUUUAUCCUGACACACGUGUUGUACAUAGAGAUUUACUUAAUUGAACACUAAAUAAGAUAAAGCAUUGUUAGAAAGAAGAUAUUGUAAUACUGACCCAUAGAGUUAAAAUUAUGACAAAUGUACUCUCUUUCACCACUAUUUGUUGAGUGUAUUAUAAAUAAAGCUCUAUGUUUUAUUAAGAGA